CACACACACAUUCAACCUUUUGUUGAAAGUCUGUCUCAAAGCAGCCCAGCUUCACCAUGUCUUCCAUGCAGGCAGCCUACUUCAGCCCGGACAAGCCAGAACCCAUCAAAAAGAUCAUUAUGGGUUGGGUGAAGGAGAACAGUCAGAAAGUCUCACGCAUUCAUCAAUUCGGAUAUGGUUGGGAAGCAUGGUUGCAAGCUGAUUUGGGAUACCGUCUAGCUGUGCAACUAAACGGCGCCGGGCUGAGACGCGAGACGUUCGUCUACAAUGACCUGAGGCGUGUGGAUUUGAACAUCUAUGGUAACGCUGGUCCAACUCAGCCCUGGCACCUUUUCGAGUUCAAGUGCAAGACUCCCACUCAGAACACAACUGAAUUUCUCAGGGGUCUGCUAGAUGAUUGGGACAAACUGGAGGAUGUUGUGAUUGGCAAAGAUCAUGCGAGGCUCUGGGCUGUCGGGUUCUGGGUGGAUGAUGAUAUGGGCAAACCCAACGACAAUCGCCUUGCAAACUGGAACUUUGAGAAGGGUAAUGGUGUCAAUGUUAUGUGGAGGAGUUGGUACAGCCCAAAACCCACUGCUAGAUUAUCUUAGGUAGCCUUGGGUCCCCAGUGAAAGUGAUACCUAGCCUCGUAUCUUUCGACCAGAUCAUCAGAAACACUCAAUUGACAUCUGAUAUCCUCUCA
This is a messenger RNA of Podospora pseudocomata, 682 nucleotides long. RefSeq lists its product as uncharacterized. The transcript has 2 exons. NCBI's taxonomy places the organism in Eukaryota, Fungi, Ascomycota, Sordariomycetes, Sordariales, Podosporaceae. The record is from RefSeq and is a predicted model, not a curated record. The coding region runs from base 57 to 590 and encodes 177 amino acids.